Molecule: messenger RNA, 1094 nt
Organism: Lotus japonicus
Lineage: Eukaryota; Viridiplantae; Streptophyta; Magnoliopsida; Fabales; Fabaceae
Product: elongation factor 1-delta-like
Exons: 8
Coding region: 171-869 (232 amino acids)
Biological process (GO): translational elongation
Cellular component (GO): cytosol; eukaryotic translation elongation factor 1 complex
Molecular function (GO): translation elongation factor activity; guanyl-nucleotide exchange factor activity
Source: RefSeq, a predicted model, not a curated record
AGGAAAGGAUCAAUGGGCCUUGGCUACUCUGGACCCAAAUACACAAAUCGGGUUAGGGUUUCACAUCUUCACCAAUAAAAUCUGAACCUUUACCCUCUCUCUGUACCACGCUUCUCACUCUCACAUCGUCGUCCAUCGCAAAGAAGCGUGUAAGCAUAUAUUUAGCUAUCAUGGCAAUCACUCUCUACGAACUUAGCUCUGAAUCUGGGUUGAAGAAGCUUGAUGAGUACCUUCUCACACGCAGUUAUAUCUCUGGGUUCCAAGCUUCAAAGGAUGAUGUUACUGUCUAUGCAGCUUUGUCAAAGGCUCCAUCAGAGGAAUUUGUGAAUGUGUCCAGGUGGUACAAGCACAUUGAUGCCUUGCUCAGAAUCUCUGGUGUUUCUGGUGAGGGAUCUGGUGUCAUUGUGGACGGAUCUUCUCUUGUGGCAGAAGAUGCUGUUGCCACUCCUCCCGCUGCUGAUACAAAGGCUUCUGCGGCUGAGGAUGAUGACGAUGAUGAUGUGGAUUUGUUUGGUGAGGAGACUGAGGAAGAGAAGCAGGCAGCUGAAGCACGCGCAGCAGCAGUGAAGGCAUCUGGAAAGAAGAAAGAAUCUGGGAAAUCAUCUGUUCUGUUGGAUGUUAAGCCAUGGGAUGAUGAAACCGACAUGAAAAAGCUUGAAGAAGCAGUGAGAUCGGUGCAGCAGGAAGGGCUGUUUUGGGGUGCAUCCAAACUCGUUGCUGUUGGGUACGGUAUCAAGAAACUGCAAAUCAUGCUUACUAUUGUUGAUGAUCUGGUUUCUGUUGACACUCUUAUUGAGGAUCAUCUCACGGUUGAGCCCAUCAAUGAAUAUGUCCAGAGUUGUGACAUCGUGGCCUUCAAUAAAAUUUAAUCUAAUUAUUCCAUGUGACUUGGAGUUCAGGGUAGUGGGAGAAAUGACAUAUUUUGAUAAUUAUGUUCUAGGGAUACUACUACCCUAAUUUGAAAUUUUUGUUCUCGGGACCUAUAUAUCAUUAUCAUUUGAUGUUGUUUGUCUGCGUGGAUGCUCUUGUAAUCUCCAGGCUUUUAUCUUUAAGGUGUGACAUAUUUUUCUUAAAUUCUAGUUUGAGGUUUGGUA